GAAGCCAUUUUAUUCUGCUCUUGCUGCUCGACUUUAUAUGUUAGUCAUCACCCAAUCAAUUCCACUGGCCUCUAACAUUAAUGGCCAGGGAAGCUACUGGGCUAACUACUUCACAAGCUCUGGUGGGACACAAUCAGAUUAUGUGACUGCUGUCAAUGAAUUACUGAUUUUGCAGAAUUGUAGCGUAAAUGCGCUUGAUUUAUAUUUUGUCAUGGAUGCAUCUGGUAGUGUUGGAUCCUCAAACUUUCAACUCAUGAAAAACUUCGUCUAUAACAUUGCUAAUAGUUUUAAUGUUGGCAGUGAUAGUGUCCGUGUUGGUGUAAUGUCUUUUGCAUCAUCCAAUUCUUACCAUUUCCACCUAAACACUUACACAGCAAAAUCGUCUGUACUCACUGCUAUUAAUAAUUUACCUUACAGUGGUGGGGGCACAAACACAGCAGGUGCUUUGGAUGGAAUGAGGACUAUAGGUUUCUCUACAUCAAACGGUGCACGUCCCAGUAGUCAAGGAGUACCACGGGUGGGGAUUGUUAUAACUGAUGGACGUUCAAACAGUUAUUCAGCCACUAUAGCAGCAGCUAAUAAUGUGCACAAUGCUGGCAUUAUUGUUUUUGCUAUUGGCAUUGCAGGAGCAAAUCAAAAUGAGCUCAACGCUAUUGCAUCUCAGCUGUCUUAUGUGUCUUUCCUUUCCUCAUUCAGUUUGACACUACUGAAUUCACUUCAAUAUACUAUUAGCCAGGAGUCUUGUGUCGCAUCACCUGAUGUUAAUUUGGGCGAGACUAUUUCAGAUAAUAUUGGAUCAGGGGAAACAAAAUACCUCAAUUACCCACUCCCUAAUAACAAUCAAGGAAUUACUAUUAUCCUCAAUGUGACAAAUGGUUCAGCUACAUUGUAUGCAUCAACAGUCGUUUCUACUCCUAAUGAAGCCUUUUAUGAUGUCCAAAUUACAACUGACAGAUAUGAAGAUGUCUACAUUGAUCCAGCUAACCUAACAAAUCCUUCCAGUGCUGAUACAGUGUAUAUUGCUAUUGAGGGUACUAGUAGUAAUGGUGCUUCAAAUCAAGUGCAAGUGAGUGCAACUCAAGGAGAUACUUCUACUGACUCAGUAGCAAUAGAAAAAUUCACCAAAACAAACUUUUCCAAGAAUUUUGGUGCAACUAUUACA
Messenger RNA from Amphimedon queenslandica, 1162 nucleotides. RefSeq names its product collagen alpha-1(XII) chain-like. NCBI's taxonomy places the organism in Eukaryota, Metazoa, Porifera, Demospongiae, Haplosclerida, Niphatidae. The annotation marks the transcript as partial. The transcript has 4 exons. The record is from RefSeq and is a predicted model, not a curated record.